This is a messenger RNA of Scomber scombrus (Atlantic mackerel), 460 nucleotides long. It is a transcript of the gene cunh5orf63, whose product is annotated as chromosome unknown C5orf63 homolog. NCBI's taxonomy places the organism in Eukaryota, Metazoa, Chordata, Actinopteri, Scombriformes, Scombridae. The transcript is spliced from 4 exons. The record is from RefSeq and is a predicted model, not a curated record. The coding region runs from base 1 to 423 and encodes 140 amino acids.
AUGGAGGCUGGUCUCACUGAGAGCGAUGCCCACAGAACAGAAGAAGAAGAGACAGACAAGAAGCAGCCAAUCAGAGUGAACUUUACAGAGCCCAGAGGAAAUAAGAAGAGCUGCAGGAAACUUCAUCAAACUUCAGUAAAUCACCGGAAACUCAAGACUUCUUCCAGGAGGUCCGCGGACCUUCAGCCGGUCUCGGAUCCGUGUCCUCUGUGUGAUGAAGCUAAAGAAGUCCUGCAGCCGUUCAGACACAGAUUUGUCUUCCAGCAGGUGGACAUCAGCCAUCCAGAGAACAGGAAGUGGUUAGACAGGUACAGGUGGGACAUACCUGUCUUCCACCUGAAUGGACAGUUUGUGAUGAAGCACAGAGUGGACAUCGUCCUGCUGGACAAACUGCUGCAGGAUGCUGAGACACAGAAGACAUGACACCUGGAUAUGAACUAAUAAUCAAUAAAUAAUGAUC